Messenger RNA from Tachyglossus aculeatus (Australian echidna), 705 nucleotides. Its product is annotated as olfactory receptor 14A2-like. The transcript has 4 exons. The record is from RefSeq and is a predicted model, not a curated record. Gene Ontology annotation, biological process: G protein-coupled receptor signaling pathway. NCBI's taxonomy places the organism in Eukaryota, Metazoa, Chordata, Mammalia, Monotremata, Tachyglossidae. Gene Ontology annotation, cellular component: membrane. Gene Ontology annotation, molecular function: odorant binding; G protein-coupled receptor activity; olfactory receptor activity. Bases 1 to 705 code for a protein of 234 amino acids.
AUGUACUUCUUCCUUAAGAACUUGUCUUUCAAUGACUUGUGUCUUACCUCCAUCACCAUCCCCAAAUCCAUCGCCGUCUCCCUGACUAAUAACAAUUCCAUUUCUUUCCUGGGCUGUGCUUCUCAAGUCUUACUGGUCAUCUGGUUUGCUGGUUCAGAGUUUUUUGUUCUCACGGCGAUGUCAUACGACCGCUCUGCUGCCAUCUGCCGCCCCCUGCGCUAUGAGUUCGUCAUGGAUAGAUGGGCUUGUGUGCAGAAGGACCACGUUGCUAUUGAUGUGAUCGUGGCUGUUGCAGUAGUCUUAGUUGUCGUCGGUUUCACUUCCAUCAUCAUUUCCUAUGUCUGCAUCUUCUCAGCCGCGCUGAGGACUCCAUCCUCUGAGGGACGGAACAAGGCCUUUUCCACCUGUAUGUCCCACUUCACCGUUGUCACAGUUUUCCUCUUCACAAUAUUUGCCUAUAUCAAGCCUCCCUCAUACUCUUCCUCGGCCCUUGACCUGCUAGACUUAUCCACAUACAAAUGUGUCCUACAACUCCAAAGAGAUAGUCCUGAGAGUGAGGAUUUGUCCAAGUCUCGGAGGCUGGUUGAUGAAUCUAAUGCCUUUGUUUCUAUGGGAACGCCGCGGUUCAGCGCCACUGCUAUAGAUUCAGAGAUCGUACUCUCACCUCUAUGGGGCCUCGGGGACAUCAUGAGCAGAGGGUUCUAG